This is a messenger RNA of Esox lucius (northern pike), 2236 nucleotides long. It is a transcript of the gene cebpa, whose product is annotated as CCAAT enhancer binding protein alpha. The record is from RefSeq and is a predicted model, not a curated record. Bases 251 to 1183 code for a protein of 310 amino acids. NCBI's taxonomy places the organism in Eukaryota, Metazoa, Chordata, Actinopteri, Esociformes, Esocidae. Gene Ontology annotation, biological process: myeloid cell differentiation; DNA-templated transcription; regulation of transcription by RNA polymerase II. Gene Ontology annotation, molecular function: RNA polymerase II cis-regulatory region sequence-specific DNA binding; DNA-binding transcription factor activity, RNA polymerase II-specific. The transcript has a single exon.
UUUGACAGUUGUGAGGUUCAACACCUUGGAGUAGCAAAGCUUUGCUUGAAACAGUGCACUUUGAACCUGUCUUAUGAAACCAGUUCUGUCAGGGAGAGUCACUGUGGCAAGUUAGAAAGCGAUUAACUGGAGUGGGCACCUGAUCAUAGCUGUCCUGUUUAUUCAUCUAGCCAGUGCGGCUUACUCCGGUUCUGCUAGCAAGCUGGAUUCCCGGAGCCCUUCACCAUGUCUGGCGGGUUAUAGAUACUCCAUGGAGCAACCCAACCUCUACGAGGUCGCCUCUCGACCCUCAAUGACCAGCCUUGCCCAGAGUCAGCAAAGCGCCUAUUGCUACAAAGACCCCUCCGUUCCCGGAUCUGGAGCAACAGACCUGGGGGAGAUCUGUGAGAACGAAAACUCUAUUGACAUCAGCGCCUACAUAGACCCUGCAGCCUUCAACGACGAGUUCCUGGCUGACCUUUUCCACAACAGCUCCAAGCAAGACAAGCUCAAGCUGGCGAACAGUGAGUACGACUCAUAUCCCCACGGGGUGAGCUCAGGCCCUGGGGCGCACCAGCACCACCAGCACCACCCGCACCAGCCGCAGGGCUAUGGCUGUAUGCCUGGCUACAUGGACUCUUCUAAACUCGAACCCAUUUUCGACAAUCAGUCCGCGAGAAUCAGACCUGUUGCAAUAAAGCAAGAGCCCCGAGAAGAGGAGGAGGACAUGACCCAUAACAUGCCCCCUACCUACCACCAGCACCACCCUCAGCACCUAUCUCAUCUCCAGUACCAGAUUGCGCACUGCGCGCAGACCACCAUGCAUCUUCAACCGGGACACCCGACGCCUCCACCAACACCCGUCCCGAGCCCGCACCACCGGGAAGGGAGCCUGUCCUCCGUUGGAUCUAUGAAGAUGAUGGGGCGAGACGACCGCGACCGGGGGAAAUCCAAAAAGCACGUCGACAAGAACAGCACGGAGUACCGUUUGAGGCGUGAGCGGAACAACGUCGCGGUGAGGAAGAGUAGGGACAAGGCGAAAAUGCGCAAUGUGGAGACGCAGCAGAAAGUGAUAGAGCUGGCGUCGGACAACGAGAGACUACGUAAGAGAGUGGAACAUCUCACCCGAGAACUGGACACAUUAAGGGGUAUCUUCAGACAGCUCCCCGAUGGAUCUUUCAAAGCUAUGUCUACCUGCCAGUGAAAACGGACAAGCGAUCACAGUGGACUUUUAAAAACUUGUACAAUGGUGUCUGUUCCUGGAUACACACAUAAACGCCACAGAUCAUGUGACCAAUUCUUCUGACUUUCUUAAGGAGAGGCCCGGGCAUCAGAGGUAUAAAUGUGCCUUUUGUACAAAACGAUAAGCUCAUUUCUCCACGUUUGAACAGUGGACAGACUUGUAGUUGUUUUGUGCCUUUAUUAUUAUUAUUAUUGUUGUUAUUAUUAUUAUUAUUAUUAUUAUUAUUAUAUAAUAUUGUGUGUUUAGCAAGGCAAAAAAACAAAACAAAUACAUUUAAAAAGACAUCAGUGCAGCUAAGAUAGUAGGGUAUGAUUUCCACAAUAAUCACUAGCCUGCUCGUUUUUUCAUGUUUUAACGUUACCAUCUAGAUAUAUUUGUUUUCCUGUUUUGCAAAACUAAAAAAGAAGAAAAAAAUGCGCAUUUACUUAUAGAGCUAUAUUAUACAACUGCAAAGUGCACACAGCUUUCCAAAUAUGUUUUUUUGUUUUGUUUUGAAAAGGCAAUAAUAUGUACACGGAUCAGAAUAUAAUGCCAAUUAUUAUCAUUCAGACUGAAAGAAUAGGCUAUAUCACAAGGUACAUAGUAAAACGUAUAUAGCUUUCUCCUGUCUGCUGUGAAAUCUUUCACGGGUUGGUAGGAAAUCAGUGGACUAAGUUUCAUGCCAAAGCAGAGGACUGGAAUUUCUUAUACUGUGGUACCUGCUUCACAAGCAGAUAGUUGUAUGCACUAUUGUAUGUCGUUAAAAUGCGACCAAAUGAAGCACAUUGUCUUUUGAAAAAAAUGACGUAUAGGUUCGGGUACUGAUCUCAACAUACAUCUCGGUGUAAAUACAACGCUUUAUUAACUAAAGGUACAGCUUUGUAUUUAUGUGUAAUUCAUACAAAUGUGAAAAGGGUUUCUCUAGCUAUGCAGUGUCUGUUGCCAGCCAUCGCCUUCUGUAUCAUUUCACACAAAGCAGAUCGUUUUGUCCCUCUUUCUCACUGGGUCUGCUGUAAAAAAAAAAAAAAAAAAAAA